This is a messenger RNA of Malus domestica (apple), 5064 nucleotides long. Lineage: Eukaryota; Viridiplantae; Streptophyta; Magnoliopsida; Rosales; Rosaceae. The record is from RefSeq and is a predicted model, not a curated record.
UCUGCGACUUCAAAAGUUUGAAACAAGGGAAAGAGAGCAAACCACCAGCAAGAGAAGACACACUCUGAACACAAAUGUACCCGGGAUUUGGCAAGGCGUCAGGACCAACAGGACCGCCGGGAUCGCAGCCACUUUUCGGAAACCUUGGCGGCGGUCGGCCGCCUUCGCCUUCUCCCCCGACCACCCCUCCUUUUUCCGGCGCUGCUCCGCUGCGUUCUCCGUCCAGGGGGCCUGAAGCUCCAGGGCAGCUGUAUUCUCCUCCCUUAGGCUUUGAAAGAGUUCGUCCUGCUGCGAGUCAACCUUACCCAUCUGCGGGAGUCUAUAGGCGGCCUGAAUCUUCAGGGCAGCUGCAUUCACCUCCUUUGGCUUUUGAAGCGCUCGUCCUGCUGCAAGUCAUCCUCACCCAUCUACAGGAGAUCAUAGACCCUUAUGUUCAGCAAUAGCAACGUGAUUCUGUGCUUUACAUUUUCAUGUAUGCAUUUAUUCGCAUGUCCACAGAGUCUCAUCCUACUUGGGAUCAUGGGCAGAGAUCCUCCUUUAAGAAUUAUGAUACCCAAGCUCAUCAAAGGCCAUCUGCUGUCACAUCAUUUGUUGUUUCUCGUAAUUCUGGAACUAGUGUUACUGCCAAGGUGUCCAGAUUCCAAGACACUAAAGGGAUCAGGUCGCCUCUCUUUCUGUCUAAAGAUGUCAAUUUUAGAAAUUCCACUCAAGGUGCCCCUAGAAGUCACUUAGUUGCUCCGAGAAUACGAUCUCCUCCCUUGGUCUCUUAUGAGGAUUUGCAUCCUUCUGUUGGAGUUGAAGGGCAUGCAUUUCCCUCUUCUGAAAUGGAUAGUCGUCAGAAGUUACUUGAUCAUGCUGAAUUGCGGUUUCCUCAAGAACCUUCUCUAGUAUCACCUUUUGAUGGGUCUUAUGCUACUGGUAGAAAUUUUCCUCUGAAACAUGACAAUGGUCAGGCCUCGAAAAGAACAAGGCCUUCUGUAUCUUCUGUUGGGUUCAAUACUAGAUCAAAUACCAGUUUUAGUACUCCUGAUUCUCGGGUACAUCAAAAGUCUUUGCCAUCUGCAAGCAAUACUAUUUCUGAAGCUGCUGCAGGAAAUGUGACCAGCAUCCCUGUGGCCAAAAGGACAAGGUCACCACCUUUACUUCCAGAGGAUCAAGUGUUUCAUGGAAACUCUCAUGCCACUCAAGAUGGUACCGAACGGAAAAAUUUAAGAGAAAUGCAAGCCAAAGCUAAGAGGUUAGCCCGGUUCAAGGUUGAAUUAAGUAAAACUCCACAAAACAAUCCUGAUAAUGUAGAGCCAGGGGUUACUGCAAAUAGACAUGAGCAAUUUGAGAGGAACAAAUUAGCUGCGUAUAAAUCUACCGAACUGGCUAUGGAUGGUAAUGAUGGCAAUGCUUUACCUGAGGAUGAAGGCGUGGAGUCGUCUGGUAUCAUUAUUGGGUCGUGCCCGGAUAUGUGUCCAGAGUCAGAAAGGGCAGAACGAGAAAGGAAAGGGGAUCUUGAUAUAUAUGAGCGCUUGGAUGGGGAUAGAAAUCAAACCAGCAUGUCCCUUGCUGUUAAAAAGUAUAACAGAACAGCUGAGCGAGAUGCAAACCUGAUAAGACCAAUGCCAAUCCUGCAGAAGACAAUUGAUUAUUUGUUCAAUUUGCUUGAUCAGCCUUACAAUGAUAGGUUUCUUAGAAUUUACAACUUCCUGUGGGAUCGGAUGCGAGCAAUUCGAAUGGACUUGAGAAUGCAGCACAUUUUUAACCAAGAAGCUAUUACUAUGCUGGAGCAAAUGAUAAGACUUCACAUAAUUGUCAUGCAUGAAUUAUGUGAAUACUCAAGAGGAGAAGGCUUUGCUGAGGGAUUUGAUGCACACCUCAAUAUUGAACAGAUGAAUAAAACAUCUGUUGAAUUGUUCCAAUUGUAUGAUGAUCACAGAAAGAAAGGAAUAAACAUUCCUAGAAAAGAGUUUCGAGGUUAUUAUGCCCUUCUCAAGCUGGACAAGCAUCCUGGGUACAUGGUUGAACCUGCAGAGCUCUCGCUUGAUCUUGCAAAGAUGACUCCAGAAAUAAGACAAACUUCAGAGGUGCUAUUUGCACGUGAUGUCGCUAGAGCUUGCAGAACUGGUAAUUUUAUUGCUUUUUUUCGACUUGCAAGGGAAGCAAGUUACCUCCAAGCAUGCCUAAUGCAUGCUCACUUCUCAAAGUUACGAACCCAGGCACUUGCUUCUAUACACGCAGGUCUCCAGAAUAACCAAGGUCUCCCUAUUGCGGAUGCUGCCAAGUGGCUGGCAAUGGAGGAAGAUGAAAUUGAAAGCCUUUCAGAGUAUCAUGGGUUUGUAAUAAAGUCAUUCCAGGAGCCAUAUAUUGUGAAGGAAGGUCCAUUUCUCAAUGGUGAUGAGGAUUAUCCUACCAAGUGUGCUAAACUUGUUGAUAUGAAAAAGUCAAGAAGGAUAGUAGAGGAUGUUUUGGCUUCUAGUCAAGUCAUACCCUUGUCUUCUAAAGCAACAAAAAAGACUCAGUUGACUAAGUCAAAUAAGCCUGAACCAAAAGUUAUUUCAUAUGUUGAAAAGAAAAAUCCUGUUCGUCGUGCCCCAGCCAUUGAAGUUACAAAACCUGUCCAUGAAGUUGAUGAAGAAAUGCCUAAUUUUGAAGCUUUUUCACCCCCAAAAGAUGCCAGACAAGCAGCAAUGAUUCAAACACCAAUUUUUGGUCAAUACAGUAAAGAUUCCCCUAAGGUGGCUGCUGUGUCUCCUUCCCUGUGGGAUAAAGUUGGUACCAUUGAGAAGCGAAACUAUGAUGCUCCUUUUAGUAACUCUCCAGAGACAAGCAUGCAUUCUGGCAUGGAACGAAUGCCACUGCAAAUUGAGUCAAAAACAUAUGUACAAGAGAGAUCUGUUGGUAUAUAUAGUUCCGGGAAGGAAUACCCAGAUAUCCAAAUUAUGGUAACUGAUAAGUUGGAAGACGAGGAACCUCCAGAUCUUCAUCAGAAAGAUGAAAACAAUGAUGUUAUGGAGAGUUCUCAACAGGAAGAAAUUGCGGAGGCAAAACUUAAGUUGAUACUGAGAUUAUGGACGUGGCGUGCUCGGAAGCUAAGAGAAUUGCGAGAGAAAAAACAGUUGGCAGCAAUUGCUGCAUUGAACUCUUUAUCAUUGGGGCCACCAAUUCAACUCAAGACAGAUCAACCAAGCACUUCUGGCGAGUUUGACAUUGAUCUCGUCUUGAGGGAGAGAUAUAAAAACCAUGGUCAGUCAUGGUCAAGACUUAAUGUUUCAGAUGUAAUAGCGGAUAUACUGGGCACAAGAAAUCCGGAUGCUAGAUGCCUCUGUUGGAAAACUGUUUUAUGUUCUCAGAUGAACAAUCUAGAAGGUGAUGACCUAGGGCAGAGGAGCCAUGUCUUGGGAGCAGCCCCCUGGUUGCUUUCAAAGCUCAUGCCUUCAGCAAAUGAUGUGGACAAUGAUGAUGAGGAUCUUGUAGUUUCAUCUCCUGGUGUCUCUGUAUGGAAGAAAUGGGUUCGUGGCCAAUCUGGUUCAGAUCUGAAUUGCUAUUUGUCUGUGGUCAGGGAUGCAAGUUUUGAUAACCUAUGUCAGAGUGUAUCUGGUGCAAGUGCUGUUUUGUUCCUUACAUCUGACAGCAUCCCUUGGAAUUUGCAAAAAGUCCGUCUUCAUAACCUUCUGAUGUCGAUACCUUAUGGUUCCUGCUUGCCCCUUCUGAUCUUAAGUGGCUCUUACAAGAACAAUGUUAAUGACUCCACUAUUGUUGAUAAUUUGGGUCUCCAUGACUUGGAUAAGUCACGAAUAAGCAGCUUUCUGGUUGUUCCGCUUGUUGAAAGCCAGCAAAUGGGACGAUUGGAUGGUUUUUUCAGUGACAACCGACUUAGGGAGGGGCUCCGGUGGCUUGCAAGUGAAUCGCCCCUUCAACCCAUUCUUCAUCAUGUGAAAACACGCGAACUCGUUCUUACCCACUUGAAUUCUUCACUGGAGCCACUAGGCAGAAUGAAAGAUUAUGAAGCAGGUCCAGACAACUGUAUCCUUGCCUUCAAUGAAGCAUUGGAUUGGUCACAGAAGGAAAUUGCUGCUGCUGUCAAAUCAAAUCCAUCCAGUUGGCCUUGCCCUGAGAUUGCUUUGCUGGAGGAGUUCAGUGAUGAGUACAGGGUUGUGAAAUGGUGCUUGCCAAGCGUAGGAUGGAGCUCAGCGGAAAAAGUUGAACCGCUAAUGUCAGCACUAGGGGAUUGUAGGCUUCUAGCUUUUCCCGACCAUAUUUCGUGGCUACCCCAAUGUUGUAAUGCAGGAAAGGAGAUUGAGAACCUGAGAGGUGAACUUGAAAAUGGCUUGAUCGAGUACCUGACGAAUUCAAGUAAGAUGAUGGGACUUGCACUUGCUAUAAAAGAGGCACCUGUAAUGCUACAAAGAAGCUGUCGGCUGGAGCGCCAUGACUCGUGCUGCUAUAUAGUCCCGAAUUGGGUUAUGAUCUUCAGACGAAUUUUCAACUGGCGGUUAAUGGGUUUAGCCAAUGGGGCCUUUUUGUCAGCUUAUGUAUUGGAGAGUCCUCAUCUUAACGCAGUUUUUGAAAAUCUGGGUAAGUUGGGGCUUGAAGAUACCGGACCUUCGCCCUGUUACCUUAAUCAGCUGUCUCUGGAUGAAAUCCUCGAAGUUGGGCGCGCCCCUCUUUCAUCCCAUAGAGGUCAGCCCUUGGUAGAAUCUGGUGUAGCUGUUCCUGAAACAUCUCCUAAUGGUGAAAUCCACGAGACCCCGAAUAGAACGGACUGGAUGGAGGAUGAACGAAGUUUAGCGCACAAUGGUCAAGCGGAAAUAGAAAACGUACCCCACGAAAAUGGGAGGUUGGAGAAUGCUGGCAGAGAAAUGGUGGUGACUGGAGAAGUGGGCAAGGGGGCUGAAAAAUUAAGCAUAUUGUUAGAACAGUGUAACAUGUUACAGAAUGUGAUAGACGAGAAGCUGUCCAUUUUUUUCUAACUUCUAACGAUUUUUUGUACGAAUUUUGUAUUACGUGUAAUAUUUGUUGUAACAAUAUUGUAUUUACCUGACGAGAUAUACCAAGUUGGGGAUGCUUUACUCCGAA